Messenger RNA from Trichomonas vaginalis G3, 669 nucleotides. RefSeq names its product immunoglobulins domain-containing protein. Lineage: Eukaryota; Parabasalia; Trichomonadida; Trichomonadidae. The coding region runs from base 1 to 669 and encodes 222 amino acids. The record is from RefSeq and is a predicted model, not a curated record. The transcript has a single exon.
AUGCAAGAACAGUACAAGCCUGAUGAUGAACAUGUUGAAGUAACAGGCCACAAAUCUCAAAAGAAAAUCAAUCCAAAAGAUAAAAAAAAUUAUUUACCUCCAGCAUUCCCUGAAAAAAAUUUAGAAGAAGAGUUAUUAAAGAGGAAGCGCACGGAUCUAAAUGAUAUUUUUGACGAAUUUUCCGUUGUACCGGAAAAUCCAGAAAUUCAAUCCAAUUCACAGAGUUCAAUCAAAUUAUAUGACUUGUCUACACAUACAAAGCUCAUUUCCAUCUCACCAUUUCGAUUAAUUGCCGGGAAAAAAGAAGAUGUAUAUUUCGAGUUACGUCCUGUAUCAUUUAAAGUUGGGUAUGGAAAGUUUGGUGAACGAAUUGUAAAUUGUUCAUUGAAUUCAGAAUCAAAAAUGACGUGUCCUUCACCUCAUUUGAAACCAGGCGAAAUUAAAGUUUCAUUUUCAAGGGAUAGGAGAACAUGGACAAAUACAGUCCCUGCGUUUGUUUAUCGAACGAAUUAUGCAUUUCAGAUGAUAUUAUCGAUUUCUAUUUACGCAUUUGGCAUAGGAGGCCUAAUUUUGGCUUUCCUUGUUUUAACAGGUCGAUUCCAACUUAAUUUAUCGAAUAAGAAACCAGCUGCAUUAUUGAAUAAUCCAGCAAGCUUCAAUGUUGUUUAA